AUGUCCCCCAGCAUAACCUCACCACGUCCCUCCACCCCCGAAACUCAACAUCAACGGCUCAAACCAUCACCACCACCACCUACCAACAUCCUCCUCAACCACCACACCCUCCUAACCACCAACCCCGAAGCCUUCAAAUUCCAAGCCGCUGCAUCCCUCCAACUUCGUCUCAACCCAACAAUCCCCAAUGAUUCAUCCCUAAUACCACCACCUUCAGACACCAACCUCAUCAUCUCCCCUUACAACACCCCACACCACCUCCUCGACCUUCAGACCCUCAACCCGGCCUCCCAACUCCUCGCCAAAGCGCUGACCCUAUUCCACCCCAUUCGUCCCAACUACGCCACAGCGCCCUACACCGAGUCCUUCAACUGGGACAGUGUCUUUGGGUUUCUAAGGAAACAAGCGAAAAGCGAGGGAUAUACUUGGGGCAAGAGACACGAGAAUGUAUUCUAUGUGGUUGUAUUCCGGUCGACGUUGACGGCCGAUGCAGAUGGGGAGAAGUUGCAUGUGUUGGAUGAGAUGUCUUUACGGGAGGCGGUGGCGGGGGGUGGGUUGUUAAAGUAUUGGUUUGGGAAUGUGGAUGGGGAGAGGAGGGGGUUAGCUACUUGUGUAUGGCGCAGUCGGGAAGAUGCAAGAAAAGGAGGGUCGGGACCAUGGCAUCGACGAGCACGUGGGGCGGCGAGGGAAAUGUAUGAACGAAUUGAGUUCACGACGUUGAAGUUGGUGGUGGGGGAGGAUGAAGAAGGGAAUUGGGGAUGGGAGUUUGGGGAGUGGGUGGAUGAAUAG
Messenger RNA from Aspergillus tubingensis, 789 nucleotides. RefSeq lists its product as uncharacterized. The coding region runs from base 1 to 789 and encodes 262 amino acids. The record is from RefSeq and is a predicted model, not a curated record. The transcript has 2 exons. Lineage: Eukaryota; Fungi; Ascomycota; Eurotiomycetes; Eurotiales; Aspergillaceae.